CUGUUUCAGGGUGAGCUGGAACAUCAACUUUUGCAAGCAAAUCCGAUUCUAGAAGCAUUUGGUAACAGUAAAACUGUGAAGAAUGACAACUCAUCCCGAUUUGGAAAGUUCAUUCGGAUCAACUUUGAUAUGUCCGGAUACAUCUCGGGAGCUAACAUCGAGUUUUAUCUGCUUGAAAAGUCCAGGACGUUACGUCAAGCGCCGGAUGAGCGAAGUUUUCACAUUUUCUACCAAUUCUUGCGUGGAACCUCUCCGGCAGAAAAGAUGAACUACUUACUCGAAGAUAUCGAUAAAUAUCGAUUCUUGGUAAAUGGCAAUAUCACGCUGCCGAAUGUUGAUGACGCACAAGAAUUUCAAAGCACUCUCAAGUCUAUGCGAAUCAUGGGAUUCGCAGAGGAUGAGAUUACUUCUGUGCUUCGUGUUGUGUCAGCAACAAUACUUAUGGGUAACUUCGAAUUUACACAAGAAAAGAAGUCUGAUCAAGCAAUACUUCCUGAUGACAGGGUGAUCCAAAAAGUAUGCCAUCUUCUGGGUCUUCCAGUGAUUGAACUGACUAAAGCGUUCUUGAGGCCGAGAAUUAAGGUUGGUCGUGAGUUUGUGAACAAAGCUCAAAACAAAGAGCAAGCUGAAUUUGCCGUCGAAGCUAUAGCCAAAGCUUCAUAUGAACGAAUGUUCAAAUGGCUUGUGAACCGCAUCAACAAAUCCCUUGAUCGAACUCGCCGCCAAGGUGCUUCCUUCAUCGGCAUUCUUGAUAUUGCAGGUUUCGAGAUAUUUGAGCUGAACUCGUUUGAGCAGCUUUGUAUCAACUUCACAAAUGAAAAACUGCAACAACUAUUCAACAACACAAUGUUUAUCAUGGAGCAAGAGGAGUACCAAAGAGAA
This is a messenger RNA of Cylicostephanus goldi, 882 nucleotides long. The record is from the annotation of a GenBank genome assembly. NCBI's taxonomy places the organism in Eukaryota, Metazoa, Nematoda, Chromadorea, Rhabditida, Strongylidae.